AUGUCGCCCAUCCACAAGCCCGUUUUGUCGCCUGGCUCCCGCGUCCUUGUGACCGGCGUCAGUGGCUUUCUUGGCAGCCAUGUUGCUGACCAGCUACUCGCCGGAGGCUAUCUUGUCACCGGAACGACUCGAGAUGCGGCCAAAAACGCCUGGGUCCAGCGUCUGUUCGACGGUAAACACGGCGAGGGAAGGUUCAGACUCAUCGAGGUCCCUGACAUUACCCACCAAGGCGCUUUUGACAAACUGCUCGAUGACAUCACCAUGAACCCUGACCCCAACCAAGUCAUCACUCCCAUGGUCGCAGGGACGCUCAACCUGCUGAAUGCGGCGGCAAAGCAGCCCGCCGUCAAGCGCUUCGUUCUCACGUCGUCGUGCACCUCAGCUGCCAGCCAGAAGCCCGGCGUUGGGCUCACCAUCGACGAGAAGACGUGGAAUGACGACGUGACCCGCGAAGCCUGGGCGCCCCCGCCCUAUGCGGCUGAGCGCGGAUUUGCCGUCUAUUCGGCGAGCAAGAUGGAGAUGGAGAGAGAGUCUUGGAAGUGGCAUGAGGAGCACAAGCCGCACUUUGUCCUCAACACAGGUCAGACACGUCUGGUCAAAUCAUUAGACUUCUUUGUCGACGUCCAAGAUAACGCCCGCCUCCAUGUUGCGGCUCUCAUCCAUCCGGACGUCCAGGGUGAGCGCAUAUUCGCCUACGCCAGUCCGUUCACCUGGCGCGGUAUCCAGCGUAUCAUGCAGAAGCUGUACCCCGGCAAGACCUUUCCAAGGGAUCUCGAUGAGGCCGAGCUCGAUAAGAGCGACAUUGUUCGGGCUCCGCGAACCGAGGCGCUGCUCAGAGAUAUGGGCAGGCCCGGCUGGACUAGCUUGGAAGAGACCGUGAGGCUGAAUAUUGAGGAUCUCGCUUAG
Molecule: messenger RNA, 906 nt
Organism: Canariomyces notabilis
Lineage: Eukaryota; Fungi; Ascomycota; Sordariomycetes; Sordariales; Chaetomiaceae
Product: NAD(P)-binding protein
Exons: 3
Coding region: 1-906 (301 amino acids)
Molecular function (GO): oxidoreductase activity, acting on the CH-OH group of donors, NAD or NADP as acceptor
Source: RefSeq, a predicted model, not a curated record